UGGGAGCUGCUGGACGAGGAGGAGACCAGGAGGACCAAGGCCAUGUUUGGCAUCUCCGUGGUGACAGACGCCACCCUGAAACGCUUUGGGGUGCGUUACUUCAGGGCUGCCAAGGCCCUCGUCUUCCCCUGGUUCAGCCCCCGUGAUGCAAGCCUGAAGGGGCUGAAGCUGCUGAAGGCGGAGAGGAAGGAGAAUGCAACAGUGUAUGUGGAAGAGACUUUACCCCGCUUUGAUUCCUACCACAACCUCUUCGGGCUGCCGCCGAUCAGCCGCCGCGAUGCUGGGUGGGAGCUGGACGCCCUGGCCCGGCACCAAGCUACAGGGGUGGCCAGCGUAGCCCUGCCGCGGGGGGCCACCUGCCUGCCCCCUGCCCUCCUCCCCUACCUGGAGCAGUUCAAGCGCAUCACGCUGUGGCUGGGUGAGGACCUGCGCUCCUGGGAGGCCGCCAAGCUCUUCGCUCGCAAGCUGAGCCUCAAGCGCUGCUCCCUGGUGCGCCCCGGGAACCUGCAGCCCCGGCCCCUGGAUGCUCUGAACCAGGGCCUGAACCUCACCAAGAUCCUGCGUGCUGCCCUGCCUGCCAGCCACAAAUCCAUCGUCUCCUUCCGGCAGCUGCGCGAGGAGGUGUUUGGGGAGCUGGUGAACAGUGAGCAGGUGGCUGGUGUUAAGUGGGCGCGCUUCCCCGAGCUCAACAAGCUCCUCAAAGGGCACCGCAGAGGGGAGCUGACCAUCUUCACAGGCCCGACGGGCAGCGGGAAGACGACCUUCAUCAGCGAGUACGCCCUGGACCUGUGCAUGCAGGGGGUGUGCACGCUUUGGGGCAGCUUUGAGAUCAACAACGUCCGCCUGGCCAAGAUCAUGCUGACACAGUUUGCCACCCAGCGCCUGGAGGACCGGCUGGAGCUGUACGACGAGUGGGCUGACCGCUUCGAGGACCUCCCGCUCUACUUCAUGACCUUCCACGGCCAGCAGAACAUCAAGAUGGUGAUUGACACCAUGCAGCAUGCAGUCUACAUGUAUGACAUCACCCACGUGGUCGUUGACAACCUCCAGUUCAUGAUGGGACAUGAGCAUCUAACUGGGGACAGGCUUGCUGCCCAGGACUACAUCAUUGGUGCCUUCCGCAAGUUUGCCACGGACAACACCUGCCACAUCACACUGGUCAUCCAUCCUCGCAAGGAGGAUGAUGAGAAGGAGCUGCAGACAGCUUCCAUCUUUGGCUCUGCUAAGGCUAGCCAGGAGGCCGACAAUGUCCUCAUCCUGCAGGAUCGUAAGCUGGUGACGGGGCCAGGGAGGAGGUACCUGCAGGUGUCCAAGAACCGCUUUGACGGGGAUGUGGGCGUCUUCCCCCUGGAGUUCAGCAAGGCCUCGCUCACCUUCUCGUCCUCCAGCAAAAACAAGGUCAAGGUGAAGAAAACGAAAGAGGAGAAGGCACCGUCAACCAAGAAAGCUCCAGAGGGAGGCUCAGGAGCCUCCAAGAAGCCAUGA
Molecule: messenger RNA, 1485 nt
Organism: Chaetura pelagica (chimney swift)
Lineage: Eukaryota; Metazoa; Chordata; Aves; Apodiformes; Apodidae
Gene: TWNK
Product: chromosome unknown open reading frame, human C10orf2
Exons: 5
Biological process (GO): mitochondrial DNA replication
Cellular component (GO): mitochondrion
Molecular function (GO): ATP binding; 5'-3' DNA helicase activity; single-stranded DNA binding
Source: RefSeq, a predicted model, not a curated record